Ostreobium quekettii is the source of this 231-nucleotide messenger RNA. The record is from the annotation of a GenBank genome assembly. Lineage: Eukaryota; Viridiplantae; Chlorophyta; Ulvophyceae; Bryopsidales; Ostreobiaceae.
AUGAUGAAGAAGGGCGCAGGCAAGUUUCUAAAGUUCUUCCUGAUCGACGACAAGGAAAGAGAGGUGCUGGCGGCAACAGCCGAAGACCAGGGCGAUGCCCACUACCUGUACAAGAAUUCGAAGGGCUUUAAUCAGCAUGGAAAACUGGAUUCGCAAAAGAGAAGGGAGUUGAUAAAGUGGCUGGAGAAGAUCAUUCGAAGUUCUCAGACUCAAGUCCGCAGCAAGCAGAAG